AUGUACGUUGGCUUAGUAGUCACCAUAUGUUUUGUGCUGUGUGCUACAGGAAGUCUAGGAAUGUCUCUUUCCAGGACGAAAGCGUACGAUGAAAUUCGUGCCACCAUCGUAGACGCUGAAGCUAGUUAUGGGAUGGGUGGAAAAGUGUUUCUCAACUCGGACGAAUUGCGUGUAGAUCGGACGCUGAGAGCGAUGAAAAAGAACGAAUUACAGUCAGCUGAUCGUGGUUUGCCGGCAGCAGGAAUGCAUUUUUUCGAUGCUAAACCACUGAUCGAGAAUAGUUCCAUAUAUGGCGCGUUGAAGUUAAUGCCCAAGGGCGCUAUCUUGCAUCUCCACAACUCGGCAGGCGUUUCGUCCAGCUGGGUUAUUAAGAAUCUGACCUAUCGCCAGGAAGCAAAAUUGUGUCAGGCGGAGGAUCGUUAUUACCUCACAGUCAGGUCACUAAACAACUGCCCCGAGAGUCAAACGCGCCUCAUAGCCGACAUGAGAAAGGAACGCCAGAAGGACGUAGAUGCAUUCGAUGAAUGGCUGGAAACGCUGAUCAAUAUGAAGAUGAAACCAUCCCGCUAUGGGCAAGCUACUAUCGACGAGUUGUGGGUUGAUUUUGAGCGAUGUUUUGAUGCGAUAAAAGGUUUCCUUCAGUACAAGCCGUUCUUUGAAGCGUACCAUCGACGUCUACUGCACGAGUUUCACAAGGACAACGUGUACUACAUUGAGCUACGUAUGUCUUUUUCCAAAGUGUUUGAUGCAGACGGAAAAGAGUACGGGCCACCGGAGGUGGCAUACAUGCUUUAUCGCAUUAUGGACGAUUUUCGUCGCCAAAAUCCAACCUUUCAAGGAUUAAAAUUAAUAGUAGCUAAGCAUAAGAACAUGAGCAAUGCAGAACUUGCGAGUGCUUUAAAGCUGUACGAAAGCUUAAGCACUACUUUCCCGGGGUUUGUAGUUGGUUUUGAUUUGGUUGGCCAGGAAGACAUGCAUCGGUCCUUGAAAAGCUUUGCCUCGUUGCUUCUGCAGCCUAUAUCAUCCGGACCACCGAAAUAUUUCUUCCAUGCUGGAGAAACUGUUGGAUAUCUCUCCGAAGCUGAUGAGAAUGUGAUCGAUGCUGUACUACUGGAUACUAAGCGCAUUGGACAUGGCUAUGCACUAAUCAAGCAUCCUAUCCUUUGGCACACUGUUCAACGAAAGCAAAUCGUGCUUGAAGUUUGUCCAAUCUCCAACCAAGUGCUAGGUUUGGUGCGCGAUCUACGCAAUCAUCCGGCCAGCUUUUAUGUGGCGCAAAAUAUACCGAUCACUAUCACGAGUGACGAUCCUGGAUUUUGGGAUGCCGUUGGCGUAACCUUUGACUACUAUUAUGCCUUCAUGGCAAUCGCUCCGCAAGCGGGACUCGGUUUUCUGAAGCAGCUCGUUUGGAAUUCUGUCCGCUUUAGCUCACUUAGCGAUGAGGAGCGGCAAAAUAUUACGAGCACAAUGGAAAAACAGUGGGCUUUAUUUGUUCAAGAAAUGGCAAGAGAAGCGGGUUCGGAAGCCUAA
Molecule: messenger RNA, 1530 nt
Organism: Anopheles maculipalpis
Lineage: Eukaryota; Metazoa; Arthropoda; Insecta; Diptera; Culicidae
Product: adenosine deaminase AGSA-like
Exons: 5
Coding region: 1-1530 (509 amino acids)
Biological process (GO): inosine biosynthetic process; adenosine catabolic process
Molecular function (GO): adenosine deaminase activity
Source: RefSeq, a predicted model, not a curated record